Aspergillus wentii DTO 134E9 is the source of this 948-nucleotide messenger RNA. RefSeq names its product class I SAM-dependent methyltransferase. The transcript is spliced from 2 exons. The coding region runs from base 1 to 948 and encodes 315 amino acids. The record is from RefSeq and is a predicted model, not a curated record. NCBI's taxonomy places the organism in Eukaryota, Fungi, Ascomycota, Eurotiomycetes, Eurotiales, Aspergillaceae. Gene Ontology annotation, molecular function: methyltransferase activity. Gene Ontology annotation, biological process: ubiquinone biosynthetic process.
AUGUCGUCGCGAUUAAUGUGGAGGAGCUUGCACUUCAGUGCGAAGCGGAGGAUGGCAGUGCCUCCAACACCUUACCGGUGUUUCUCGUGCUCCUUGCGAAACCAAAACCAACCAAACAAAUCCGACGAGGCCGAACGCAUGACACAUUUCGGAUUCACCAAUGUGCGUGAAUCGGAUAAGGAGUCUAUGGUUCGAUCGGUAUUCAGCUCCGUUGCCUCAUCCUACGAUGCGAUGAACGACUUCAUGUCCCUGGGAAUCCACCGACUCUGGAAAGACCACUUCGUCCGCUCCCUGAACCCCGGAUCCGCCCUGCCGUCUCGCGACACCGACACCACCGGCAAAGGCUGGCAGAUCCUCGAUAUCGCCGGCGGGACCGGCGACAUUGCCUUCCGCAUGCUGGACCACGCUACGAACAUCAACAAUGACCACGAAACCAAGGUGACCAUCUCGGAUAUCAACCCGGAGAUGUUGGCCGAGGGCAAGAAGCGCAGCAUCGAUACCCCAUACUACAACACGAAGCGAUUGUCGUUUGUCGAGGCCAACGCGCAGGAGAUGCCGCACAUCGCCGAUAACUCGAUUGAUUUGUACACGGUUGUUUUUGGAAUUCGCAACUUUACGGAUAAGCAGGCGGCGUUGGAGGAGGCAUACCGCGUGCUGAAGCCCGGUGGUGUGUUUGCGUGCAUGGAGUUCAGCAAGGUGGACAACGAAGUGUUCAAUGCGGUUUACAAGCGGUGGAGCUUCAGUGCUAUCCCUCUGAUCGGACAUCUGGUUGCAGGUGACCGUGAUAGCUACCAGUACCUGGUUGAGAGUAUCGAGCAGUUCCCCAGCCAGGAGGAGUUCCGGGGCAUGAUUCAGAAGGCUGGGUUUAUGAUCCCCGGCAAAGGAUUUGAGAAUCUUACGGGUGGUAUUGCGGCAAUUCACAAGGGAAUCAAGCCUUUGCAAAAGUAA